Molecule: messenger RNA, 3253 nt
Organism: Rhipicephalus sanguineus (brown dog tick)
Lineage: Eukaryota; Metazoa; Arthropoda; Arachnida; Ixodida; Ixodidae
Product: cationic amino acid transporter 3
Exons: 6
Coding region: 307-2457 (716 amino acids)
Biological process (GO): amino acid transport
Cellular component (GO): plasma membrane
Molecular function (GO): amino acid transmembrane transporter activity
Source: RefSeq, a predicted model, not a curated record
CUGGCAGACGACGCAGCAAAUCAAGAUGGCCGCCGCCGUCGCCGCCAGUGCUGCCGCUAACGCCGCAGCUGCUCCUUCAGCAGAGACGAUAGCGGUUCGCCCCGGGAUCAACAUGAACUGGAGCUUGCGCUCGCUUCGCGUCAGUACCUCGCUGCUGUCGCGCUCGUGCUCUCUUCUAACCCGAUAACAAGCUGCACACUAGAGGCGCCCGACGAAGGAGUGGAGUGUGUUGUUUGUGCAUGUGCGCGCGUUUUAGCAUGUCUUAAAUUCAGAAAUACAAAACGCCAAGAACGAAAGCCGAGAGAAAUGGCACGUCGUCGCAACAGCGAGAUACUGUGGUCGCUGAUGACGCGGAUCAAGUCACCACACAGUUUUCAGGUGCGCAGGUUUUCUUCGUCCUCGGGAACCGAGACCGCCAACGGUUCGGCCGGAGGCAAGUCCAAGACCUCGUCCAAGAAGUCGUCGAGCGAAAAGUCAUCGUCGUCCAAGACUCCGUCCCGGGCCCGACUGUGCCUGAUAGUGUCGGCGAUCGCGCCCGGUUUGACGUUCGGUGUGUUCGUCGUCGUAGGCAACGCCGCUGCCGUAGUGUCCGCGGGCGCAGUCGUACCUUCGCUUCUCGUAGCCGCCGUGGCAUCCUUGUUGGCCGGUCUGUGCCUGAUCGAGUUGGUGACGUGGCAGCGCCCCUGUCCGGACUCGUUGUACGCCUGCCUCUACCGGUGGGCCGGAGAAGCGGCAGCCUUUGCGGCAGGCUGGUUGUCGCUACUGCACCAGGGAGCAGCCGUAGCUUGCGUGGCGCGUCUGCAGAGCAGCGCCAUCGACGCCCUCAGCGGUGGUGCAUUAGCCAGGGCGUGGCAGGCCCUCGGUUCUUACGACCCGGUAGCCCUGGCUCUGGGCCUGGUGGCAGCCUCUGUGGCCGCCGCACCCCGACUUCUGUCCUCGUCACGCGAACCAACGUGGCUGGGCAUGGCGCUCAUCGUGUUGUCGCUGCUGGCGGCGCUGUUCUUCGUCGCCAUGGGAUCCGUGGGUGCGACCGCUGCCCCCGGAAACUCUUGGAGCUUCGCCAUGUUGGUGCUCAGCGACAGCGCACCCACGGGGCUCUUGUCCGGUGCGGCCCUCUGCACGUACGCCUUCAUCGGUCCGCACACGGCACUGCGGCGCGCUCCCGACAGUCCACAGCCGUGGCGGGACCUCCCCCUGGCCCUGGGUCUCAGCACGGCGCUCACGUUCCUGCUCACAUUUGCCAUGGCCGUCGUGGUCACCAUCCAGGCGCGCCACGACACGGCCCGUCCGCUGGCCGCCAUGCUGGCCUCCUGCUCGGCCGAGUGGGCUGGCACCGCCAUGAGCGCCGCGUCGCUCCUGGCACUCGUCGGACUCGCCCUGUACGGCCUUCUUCCCCUGGGCGGGGCCGUCCGGUCGCUAGCCGCCGACGGACUCCUCUUCCGCGGUCUGGCCAAGACGUCCAACGCCGGCCGACCCGUGGGCUCAAUCCUGGCCGCCGGAGCUCUGGCCGCCUUCGCGGCGCUCGUGGCGCCCGUACCCAGGCUCUUGGUACUCAUGGCUGUCGGGCCUCUGGCCCUGAACGCGGCCGUGUGCGUGGCCUUGCUCCUAGCCCGCUACCAUCCGGCCAGCCGGACCGCGUACGACCUGAUAGGCGACGAGUCGCCGCCGGCUAAGGAAGGGUCCGCCGCAGGAAACGGCGGCGGUGGCAGCUCGGGACCGGCGUCGUCGACGACUUCCCCGACCUCCUCGGCUUCUUCUUCAUCGUCCGAGGACGAGGAAGACAUCGACGCCCUGGUGCGCGAGUACCGCGAGCGACUACGCGUGGCGGCGCUGACCGACGGACUCCUGGCCGGAAACGGCGGCAAUUCUCUGCGCGAGCCGACGUCGGCGACGGCGCGCCGAGCGGACCUGGCCGUGUCGGGCGUCGUCGCGGCCCUCGUGGUCCUCUCGGCGGCCAUGGAGGUCGGCUCGAGACUCGAGGGCCGGGCGGCCUCCGUCUGCGCGGUGAUAUCGACGCUGUGCGCGAUCGCGGUCGCGGCGCUGCUGGUGCUGCUGUCGCGGCAGCCGCAGGUGCAGCUGGGUCCCAGCCUGCUGCACGCGGGGGCGGCCUUCCGCGUGCCCAUGGUGCCCUGGCUUCCCUGCAUCGGGGCCUUUCUCAACGUCUGCCUCCUGAUCGACCUUCUCGUCUCGGCCUGGCUCGUGUUCGUCUGCUGGCUGGCCAUAGGCGUGGCUCUGUACCUGCUGUACGGCAUCCACAGUUCGACGGCCGCCUCGGAGAUCCCUCUGCCCACAGCGCCCGCGGUGGGUUCUCCCCGGCAGCCGUCGCCCAAGAUCUCGCUGCAGCCACUAGCGCUGCAGCCGCACAGCAUCGUGUCGCACAUCGUACCUUCGCACCGGAGUCAUCCAGGCAGCCAGCGGAGGCUCGCCGAGCUCGACACUGUCUUCAUCCAGCACUGAUCCGGCGAGGCCGCCGCACAUACGCCUCGAAAGAGCACAAAACAAAACCGACCCGCUGCGUCACCGGUAGAGAGAACCGAGGCGGUCUUUCUACCAUCCGACACCUCGGCAAAACGUCCUCCGGCUAACGACAGACGGUCUGCGGGAAUCGGACAUAUGAGGACCGCGCCACCUGCAUUCCUGGCCGGAGGGGACAUCGACUACGACGGGGACCCGCUGAGCCAGCGUGGACAUCCCCCGCGAUCCCCACCACGACUGCCGCCGACCAGCAAUAACCGAGGAAAGCCUCCCACAAUAGGGAAGCGGGGGAAACGAAAAGAAAGAGGCCGACCGACCCAUCGUCUUGUUUUUCUUUUUUUUUUUAGUCGCAACAGCGCCGUCCUAAUAGUAUAUAUUUAUCAGUUGGGGGCUCUGGAGAAACGACGACACAGCGGCGCUGCCCCGCGGCUACAUAUAUACGUCGCGUCAUUCACUACAUGUUGUAAGACAGUUCGCGCUGUCCCGUCCCAGACAUAUGCACACAGACACACAUGCUCACACGGACACAACACGCGUAUACACAAAACGUGAUGUCGUUAUUACAGUCGCACGUAAUGAAAGGUACAUACACACAACGAGAUGUCGUUACUAUACAGUUGGGCGUACAAAAAGGUCGAUGCGAGUGAAAGUUGACGAAACGGGGACGUUGUCUGACGCGAAGGACAAAGUUCGGUGACUUCUGAUAAAUGCCGGGACUAUGUAUUUAUCUCUACAGCUGCGGCGUUCGAAGAGUGUUCCAGAAAUGGGUCAUAAAGAC